GGACACCAUAACCUAAGCAGUGAUCAAUCAAGUAUUUCAAGAGCCCUGAGCAUCACACACGUGUUUUUAAAAUUAUUAAACUAUAUUGUUAUUGAGUAAUCGUAUAUCUUUUUCAAGUGCUUCCAAGGAAUCGUCAUUUGUAAUCAAUAAUUAAUAUUGUUUUCAUGAAUAACUUCCUUGUUUCGUCGAAACCGACUGAAAUGUUCGUAAAAAAUAAAAUGUAACAAAACACAAUCAGCAAGUUUGCCUCGUAAAUCAUCUCGGUGGAUUGAUUGGUGGUGCAUCUCAGACGAUUUUAAUAAAAAUCACUCUGGUAUGUUGUGCCAAUCCUAAAUAACACGGUAUUUGGUCCAAUUCAUUCCUGAUAAUGGCUGAUGAAGUAGAGGCACUUCGCCUUAAUAAUGAAGAAAUUGAAUAUAUGGAAGCUGAACUUGAUGGCGAUGACGAUGAUGGUUCUGACGGAGUGGUAGUUCCAGAACUUCAGGGUACAUUAUCCAAGUGGACAAAUUACAUACAUGGGUGGCAGACAAGAUUUAUUGUUCUCAAGGAUGGUACUUUAUCUUAUUAUAAAUCCGAACAAGAUAGUGGAUUUGGUUGUCGAGGUUCGAUAAGUCUAUAUAAAGCUAAUAUCAAGGCACAUGAAUUUGAUGAAUGUAGAUUUGACGUGUCUGUUAAUGAUUGCUUAGUAUGGUAUUUGAGAGCAAGCAAUCCUGAAGAAAAACAGAGAUGGGUAGAUGUUUUAAAGUCAUAUAAGUCAGAAUCAGGCUAUGGAAGUGAAAAUAGUCUUAAACGUCAUGGUAGUGCCAUUUCCUUAGUGUCAAACACACAAUCUACUACAAGUGCUGGUAGUUUUACAAAGCGUGGUAUUAGAGGUUUAAAAGAAAAAUUAGCAGAAAUAGAAACAUUCAGAGACAUUCUAAUAAAGCAAAUUGAUACGUUACAAAAAUAUUUUGAUAAUUGUGCAGAAAAUGCUAAAAAUGCUUCCUCAAAAGAAAAUAAGAUUGAAAAAAAAUUUAAUCCGGCUGAACAGUCAGUGGAUUUUAAGGGUGAAGCAAUUACAUUUAAAGCAACAAGUGAAGGAGUCUUGGCGACAUUACAACACUGCAUUGAGUUAAUGAUACAGCGUGAAGAUGCAUGGCGUCGUAGAUGGGAAAAAGAAGUUGAAAAAAAGCGAAAAUUACAAGAAUUGUAUAAAACCUUAAAAGACCAAAUUACCAUGCAUCAAAGUGAUUCUCCAAGACCUCGAGUUCUCAUUCAUGGAGGUCCAGAUUAUGAGGAAGGCCCACAUAGCGCUCUUUGCGACGAAGAAUUUUAUGACGCGGUAGAAACUGGUUUAGAUAAGAUCGACGAGGAGAAUCAGUUAAGAGAUCGUUUGAAACAAAAAUCUGUUACCAUUUUAACUACGCCUACUACAUCAGCGGUAAAGCAUAGGCUUUGGCCUGAGAUAGAAAAAAUAACUAUGCAACAGCUGCACUAUGCUAGACUUGGUGUAGGAGGUGCAGGAGGAUGGCAAUUAUUUGCUGAAGAUGGUGAUAUGCGAAUGUAUAGACGCGAGGAGGAAGCUGACGGUUUGGUGGUGGAUCCUCUUAAAGCCUGUCAUGUUGUAAAAGGUGUAACCGGACAUGAGGUCUGCGAAAUAUUCUUUGGUCCUGAGUAUAGAAGCGAAUGGGAAGCUACGCUCGAAGAUAUGACCGUAAUAGAAAAUAUCUCCAAGGAUACUUUGGUAUUUCUGCAGACACAUAAACGAAUUUGGCCUGCAAGCCAACGGGAUGCACUUUUCUGGUCCCAUAUACGUAGAGUAACGGAUGAUCAAGAUCCAGAUGCACAUGAUUUAUGGAUAGUAUGCAACCACAGUACAGAAUAUUCCGAUUAUCCGUCAAAUGUUGGCAAAUGUGUGAGAGUUUAUUUAACAGUAUGUCUUGUAUGUCAAACAUUCAUUGAUCCUCCAAAAGAUGAAGAAGAAAUAAAACGGGAAAAUAUAACUUGCAAAAUAACAUACUGUUCUGUUGUAAAUCCUGGUGGAUGGGCACCAGCAUCUGUCCUACGUGCAGUUUAUAAGAGGGAGUAUCCAAAGUUCCUUAAACGUUUCACCAAUUUUUGUAUUGAACAAUGCAAAAAUAAGCCAAUUACAUUCUGAAUGUGAUUUAUAGGAUUUAAAAUUUUCUAUACAACUCCAUCUUUACACUUCAUUCAAGUGUCUUGAUAAGGUACCGUAUGAAAUCUGCAAAUGUGUAAUUGCAGGUAUUUGUGAAGCACUUUUGGAUUAUUAUAAAGUGUUUUGUAUACUAUUUUUUUUAUUUGCUUAAUAUAAUGUAUCUAUAUACAGCUUAAGAAAAAAAAAAUGAAGCUAUCAUAUUAUCCCAUCAAUAAUUUCCAGAAGUGUACAAAAAUGGUUACACUUAAAAAAUCUACUGUAAUAACGCGCAGUAUAUAGUAUAAUACACCAUUCAAAACUAAACUUUGUCUUCACACAAUAGCAUAAUUGCUUGUUGUCUCAUUGUUAUACAGAAUGAUAUUGAAGUCAAGUUGUACAAAUUUAAACAAAAUUAAAUACAUAUACGUUUAUCUACUGUUAUGUCGUACCCGUAUGAAUGCAAAAUUGUAUAAUACAAAUUAAAUUGUUAUUUUUAUUUAUACAUAAAGGUGUACAUAGAUACACAAUAUAAAGGUCCCAUAUAUGGCGUAACAUAAUAAAGACUGUUGUAGACUAAUCUUAAUUUGGUAUUAUUUUACGUUGCCAUUGUAUUAAAAGCUAUGUAUAAAGAAGUUAAAAAUCAA
Molecule: messenger RNA, 2778 nt
Organism: Vespula pensylvanica (western yellowjacket)
Lineage: Eukaryota; Metazoa; Arthropoda; Insecta; Hymenoptera; Vespidae
Gene: cert
Product: ceramide transfer protein
Exons: 9
Coding region: 368-2137 (589 amino acids)
Biological process (GO): ER to Golgi ceramide transport
Cellular component (GO): Golgi apparatus
Molecular function (GO): phosphatidylinositol-4-phosphate binding
Source: RefSeq, a predicted model, not a curated record